AUGCAAACAGAGGGUCUCACUCCGCAUAAAAGCAAAGAGGACUUAUCAAGCCUCGAUGAUUCUCUGGGACGAGAUGUAGAGGCACUGCAGCAACUAGAAAAAGGGCCGAGGCCAGGGCUACCACAAACGCAGGCACAAAUUGGAUACGUGGAAUUCAAUGGGCCUGGUGACCCCGACAAUCCCAAGAAUUGGAGCGCUAAGAGAAGGUGGGCAAUCACAAGCUCUAUGGGGUUUCUCGUCUUUACGGUCACAUUUGCAAGUUCUGUUUUCAGUGUGAAUAUCGACGUUGUGCGCGAGAAGUUUGAUGUAUCGAUCGUAACAGCAACGCUGGGGGUCUCUCUCUUUGUCCUGGGUUUCGUAUUUGGCCCUGUUAUCUUCGGUCCCAUGUCAGAGGUGCUCGGGCGACGCGUCCCACUCCUGUUGGGUUUCCUCAUGUUCGCUAUAUUUCAGAUUCCUGUUGCAGUUGCGCAGAACAUGGCCACGAUAUGCGUCGGUCGCUUUAUAUCUGGAUUCUUUGCUGCUUCACCCCUGUCUGUUGUGGGUGGGGCUCUGGCAGAUCUCUGGGAUCCUAUUCCGCGAGCAUAUGCUAUCUGCAUCUUCGCUGCUGGAGGGUUUGCAGGACCGGUAGCAGGCCCUAUUGCAGGUGGAUUUAUCACGGCGUCACCGCAACUUGGAUGGAGAUGGACAAGCUGGAUAACUUUGAUUAUUGCUGGGUUUUUCGGCAUCAUUGGCUUCUUCGUCAUUCCUGAAACAUCACCCGCGAGAAUCCUGCAGCUCCGCGCCGCGAGACUGCGGAAAGAAACAGGCAAUCCGGAAUCUCGAUCCAAGGCCGACGAUGAGCAGUUCACACUUGAUACAAUCUUGUCUGUGUACUUGGUGCGACCAUUCAAGAUGUUUAUUGAAGAACCGAUUCUCUCUCUUGUUACGGCCUACAUGAGUUUUCUCUAUGGUAUCGUCUAUCUUCUCUUCGAAGCGUACCCUAUAUCCUUCAUGGUCGAGCGCGGCUGGCGCCUUCAGAUCUCUUCCCUCCCAUUCACUGCCUUUAUCUUUGGUAUCCUGCUCGGCGCAGGCAUAAUAGCCUACUCAACAGCUACAAACUUCACGCGCUCCUACAACCUUCACGGCCGGUGCAUUCCGGAGGAGCGCCUUCCACCCAUGAUCGUAGGCGCUAUUGCCCUUCCGAUCGGCCUCUUCUGGUUUGCUUGGACAUCUAAUCCCCACAUAAUCUGGGUACCACAGGUUCUCUCUACGGCGCUGAUCGGUCUCGGCUGCAUGGUACCUUUUUGGCAGGGCAUGUCCUACCUCAUUGACUGCUACGGAUUCUACUCGAACUCUGCAAUCGCAGUAAACACAUUCAUCCGAUCGAUAUUUGGGGCCUUCUUUCCCCUCUUCACACAUGUUAUGUACACGCGAUUAGGUGUUGCGUGGGCUACAACUAUCCUUGCCAUUCUGUGUACAGUAUUUGCGCCGGUCCCAAUAUUCUUCUACAUUUACGGAGCACGGAUUCGGGAAAAGAGCAAGUGGGCGCCCACAGAAAUGUAA
Messenger RNA from Aaosphaeria arxii CBS 175.79, 1542 nucleotides. Its product is annotated as citrinin biosynthesis transporter CtnC. Gene Ontology annotation, biological process: transmembrane transport. The transcript has 3 exons. The coding region runs from base 1 to 1542 and encodes 513 amino acids. The record is from RefSeq and is a predicted model, not a curated record. NCBI's taxonomy places the organism in Eukaryota, Fungi, Ascomycota, Dothideomycetes, Pleosporales. Gene Ontology annotation, molecular function: transmembrane transporter activity.